Molecule: messenger RNA, 492 nt
Organism: Helobdella robusta
Lineage: Eukaryota; Metazoa; Annelida; Clitellata; Rhynchobdellida; Glossiphoniidae
Exons: 4
Coding region: 1-492 (163 amino acids)
Source: RefSeq, a predicted model, not a curated record
AUGAAGCGCACCAACGUGAAAAUGAAAUCUGAGUUUAAUAAACAACAGCACCAGCAGAUAAACAUCGAACAAUUUCAAAUCAAGACAUCAAUAAAUGAAAUAAUCCAAAAUCAGCAGCAGCAGCAGAGGGGGUGGGGGGUGGCUCGCUGGUGCUGGAGGAUUGUGAGACGGAGAAAGGGAGCAGUGAGGGAGAGCCAGUGUACCUGGAGUGUGUGCCGGAAGAAGAAGAUGAUCACGUGGUUAUCAGGUGGUACAAGAACCAACAGCCCAUCAACCAACAGUGGCUUCUACAGAACACAAGGCACGUUUCCAACUCGUUUCAUUAUAACUCAACGCAUUAUUUAUACGUGUUUUUACGUCAUAUACAAGCUGCAAAACUUCGAGUUGCUAAUCGAGAAGAGCACGUUGCAGGACGCCGGCAUCUUCACGUGCAUCCUCUCCAACAACUCCACCUCCGUCUCAAGAAACUUUUCCGUCUCCAUCCAAAGUUAG